AUGGAGGGUCUGAUCCCAAUGGUUUACAAGGCAAUGAAGAGGAACAGAACUCGCCGCCAAUACAGCUGCCUCUCCUCCUCCUCCUCAUUAGCAGCAGCACCACCACCAGUAUCAGGUCAAACUAGUAAUUACAACAUCGCUGACUUCUACAUCGAUCACAACAGUUACGUCUAUGUUCCCCAACCUGCACCUUCAGCUGAUCAUCAUCUUCCAACGAUAUUUAAUGUUAAUGGCGCGUCUUCCCCGCGGGACCAGUCGUCCUUAUCCACAACUACAAACAUUAUUAAUCAUGGCGGUCGUCAGUUUCAGCACCGCCGUCACAAAUCUGUUUCUCUCGGUUCUGCUUCCAACUCUAUGCAAGGAUUCUCUUCAUCGGUGGACGCUGAUGACUCCAUUAAUUCUCCUCCUCCAAAGCAACUUGUCCAGUUUCGGAGCCACCGAAGUUUCUUCUCAUGCAUCUCUGGUGCCUAG
Pyrus x bretschneideri (Chinese white pear) is the source of this 471-nucleotide messenger RNA. RefSeq lists its product as uncharacterized. NCBI's taxonomy places the organism in Eukaryota, Viridiplantae, Streptophyta, Magnoliopsida, Rosales, Rosaceae. Bases 1 to 471 code for a protein of 156 amino acids. The record is from RefSeq and is a predicted model, not a curated record. The transcript has a single exon.